This is a messenger RNA of Amoebophrya sp. A25, 304 nucleotides long. The record is from the annotation of a GenBank genome assembly. Lineage: Eukaryota; Dinophyceae; Syndiniales; Amoebophryaceae.
CGCGUCACUAAUUGUAACAAAUCUCAGUAAGCAGCAACUACACGAGGAGGAUGAUGAAAAGGGUUAUUCGACGUCUUCGAGUUCUGACUGUGUCCUAUCGUAUCGUGAGUGUCCUGAGCCUGACCUAUCCUAUGUACCUUGUCCUGAGCGUCGUCAAAUUUCGGUAUCGGAAGUCUUUUCGUUACAAAGAGGAAGGCGGAUUUCGCUUCGGUUGUCACAUUAUGACCUAUGGAGUUCGGAUUUCGCAUCGGUUAUAUCACAUCUUCAUCACUUACCGAGGAUGACUCUGAAGACAUCCAAUUGA